Colossoma macropomum (tambaqui) is the source of this 8356-nucleotide messenger RNA. It is a transcript of the gene myo5aa, whose product is annotated as myosin VAa. The transcript has 44 exons. Gene Ontology annotation, biological process: vesicle transport along actin filament; actin filament organization. Gene Ontology annotation, cellular component: myosin complex; vesicle; cytoplasm. Lineage: Eukaryota; Metazoa; Chordata; Actinopteri; Characiformes; Serrasalmidae. Bases 170 to 5848 code for a protein of 1892 amino acids. Gene Ontology annotation, molecular function: actin filament binding; microfilament motor activity; ATP binding. The record is from RefSeq and is a predicted model, not a curated record.
CCAGCAUGCACAGAGGAGCGCCAGAGGAGCUAUGAGCGAACCGAGCUGUGGAUCCAUGAGCCCGGCUUCGGAGUGAUUGGAGGCUCGGAGUGAAACGCCAGGCUGGACAUAAAGCGCUGGACGCUCCUUUAACCAAGACUGGACGGUUGAUACGCGCUCAGCAACGGCCAUGGCUGCGUCCGAGCUGUACACAAAGUAUGCCCGGGUGUGGAUUCCUGACUCUGAAGAGGUUUGGAGGUCAGCUGAACUGACGAAGGAUUACAAACAGGGAGAUACUGUACUGCACCUACAGCUGGAGGAUGGCACGGAUCUGGAGCACAAGUUGGACCCGAAGACGAAGAACUUGCCGCACCUGCGGAACCCUGACAUCCUGGUGGGAGAGAAUGACCUGACGGCUCUGAGUUACCUGCACGAGCCAGCCGUGCUGCACAACCUUAAAGUGCGCUUCAUCGACUCCAAACUCAUCUACACCUACUGUGGUAUUGUGUUGGUGGCCAUUAACCCAUAUGAGACGCUGCCCAUCUACGGCACAGACAUCAUCAAUGCCUACAGCGGCCAGAACAUGGGGGACAUGGACCCCCACAUAUUCGCUGUGGCGGAGGAGGCCUACAAACAGAUGGCCAGAGAUGAGAGGAAUCAGUCCAUCAUCGUGAGCGGAGAGUCCGGGGCAGGGAAGACAGUUUCGGCGAAAUAUGCUAUGCGUUACUUCGCUACAGUCAGUGGCUCAGCCAGCGAGGCAAACGUGGAGGAAAAAGUGCUGGCCUCCAAUCCCAUCAUGGAGGCCAUAGGAAACGCUAAGACCACGAGAAAUGACAACAGCAGUCGCUUUGGGAAGUACAUCGAGAUCGGCUUCGAUAAGAAGUAUCAUAUCAUUGGGGCGAACAUGAGGACGUACCUGCUGGAGAAGUCUCGAGUUGUGUUUCAGGCGGACGAGGAGAGGAAUUAUCAUAUCUUCUACCAACUCUGUGCCUCCUCCCAUCUCCCAGAGUUCAAGGCCCUGAAGCUCAGCAGCGCUGAUGAUUUCCACUACACCAAGCAGGGCCGGAACCCAGUGAUUGAUGGAGUGGACGAUGCGAACGAAAUGUCCACCACCAGGAACGCCUUCAUACUACUGGGUAUUAAUGAGUCAUAUCAGAUGGGGCUGUUCCAGGUGCUGGCAGCCAUCCUGCACCUUGGCAACGUGGACGUGAAGGACAGAGACGCUGACAGCAGUGUCAUACCGCCCAAUAACAGCCACCUGAUGGUGUUCUGUGAGCUGAUGGGCGUUGCCUAUCAGGAUAUGUCCCACUGGCUGUGCCAUAAGAAGCUGAAGACGGCGGCGGAGACCUACAUCAAACCCAUCCCCAAACUGCAGGCCAUCAACGCCCGGGACGCUCUCGCCAAACACAUCUACGCCAAACUCUUCAACUGGAUCGUCGACCACGUCAACAAAGCGCUGCACUCCACCGUCAAACAGCACUCCUUCAUCGGUGUGCUGGACAUUUACGGGUUUGAAACCUUCGAGAUCAACAGCUUUGAGCAGUUUUGUAUCAAUUACGCCAACGAGAAAUUACAGCAGCAGUUUAACAUGCAUGUGUUUAAGCUGGAGCAGGAGGAGUAUAUGAAGGAGCAGAUUCCGUGGACUCUGAUUGAUUUCUAUGAUAAUCAACCCUGCAUUAACCUGAUCGAGGCUAAGAUGGGCAUCCUGGACCUGUUAGAUGAGGAGUGCAAGAUGCCUAAAGGUUCUGAUGACUCUUGGGCUCAGAAGCUCUAUAACACUCACCUGAAGACGUGUUCGCUGUUUGAGAAGCCACGCAUGUCCAAUAAAGCCUUCAUCAUCCAGCACUUUGCAGACAAGGUGGAGUAUCAGUGCGAAGGCUUUUUGGAGAAAAACAAAGACACAGUAAAUGAAGAACAGAUUCACGUGCUGAAGGCCAGUAAGAAGUUUGACCUGCUGGUGGAGCUGUUCCAGGAUGAGGAGAAAGCCACCAGCCCGACUGGAGCGGGUCCUGCCACAGGGGGGCGCACUCGCCUCAGCGUCAAACCAGACAAGGGCAAACCGGCCCAGUCCAGCAAGGAGCACAAGAAGACAGUGGGACUGCAGUUCCGGAACUCUCUGCAGCUCCUGAUGGAGACGCUGAACGCUACAACGCCGCACUAUGUCCGCUGCAUCAAACCCAAUGACUACAAAUACGCCUUCACGUUUGACCCAAAGAGGGCUGUGCAGCAGCUGAGGGCGUGUGGUGUGCUGGAGACAAUCCGCAUCUCUGCUGCAGGAUUUCCAUCCAGGUGGACCUACCAGGAGUUCUUCAGCCGCUAUCGUGUUCUGAUGAAGCAGAAGGACGUCCUGCCUGAUAAGAAGAUGACCUGUAAGAAUGUUUUGGAGAAGCUGGUGCAGGAUCCAGAUAAGUACCAAUUUGGAAAGACGAAGAUAUUUUUCCGGGCGGGGCAGGUGGCUUACCUGGAGAAGCUCCGGGCGGAUAAACUACGAGCUGCCUGCAUCCGCAUCCAGAAGACCAUCCGCUGCUGGCUGGCCCGCAAGAAGUACCUGCGCAUGAAACACGCUGCGAUCACCAUCCAGAGAUACGUCCGAGGAUACCAGGCCCGCUGCUUGGCUACGUUCCUGCGUCGCACGAGAGCUGCCAUCAUCAUCCAGAAAUACCAGCGGAUGUAUGUGGCGAGAAGCAGCUACAGACGCAAACAGGCGGCCGCUCUGGCCAUGCAGUGCAUCCUCCGAGCGUAUAUGGCCAGGCAGCUGUACAAAGCGCUGCUGCGGGAGCAUAAGGCCAUCAUUAUUCAGAAGAUGGUCCGAGGCUGGUUGGCCCGUCAGUGGUAUAAGCGCUCUCUGGCCGCCGUGGUUUACCUGCAGUGCUGCGUGCGGCGCAUGAGGGCCAAGCGCGAGCUGAAGAAGCUAAAGAUCGAAGCUCGAUCUGUCGAACACUACAAGAAGCUCAACAUCGGCAUGGAGAACAAAAUCAUGCAGCUGCAGCGCAAGAUCGACGAUCAGAAUAAGGAUAACCGCUCUCUGAGUGAGCGUCUGAGCGGGUUGGAGGCGACCCAUGCUGUGGAGAGCGAGCGUCUGCGGAGGGAGCUGAGCCGGUUACGCUGCGCGGAGGAGGACGCCAAGAACAGUAAUAACAGAGUGAUCACGCUGCAGGAGGAGCUGGAGCGUCUGAGGGCGGAGCUACAGAGCACGCAGAAAGAGAAAAAGGCCAUAGAGGAGUGGGCACAGAAAUACCAGGACGAGAUGGAGCAGAUGAUCUCGGAGCUGAAGGAUCAGAACAACCUGCUGAAGAACGAGAAGAACGACUUAAACCGGCUCAUUCAGGAACAGGGCCAGCAGUGGACAGAGAAAAUGCAGAGGGCUCUGAAGGAGGAGACGGCUCAGCUGGAGAGCGAUCUGAACGAGGAACGUUCCCGCUAUCAGAAUCUCCUCUCAGAGCAUCUCCGACUGGAGGAGAAAUACGACGACCUCAAGGAGGAGAUCUCACUCACCGUGAAUGUCCCAAAGCCGGGCCACAGGAGAACAGACUCCACCCACAGCAGCAACGAAUCAGAAUAUACUUACAACUCAGAGUUCGCCGAGUCAGAGGAGGGGUCACGAGGAGUGGAGGAUGUGACGAAGGCAUCUCUGGACAUGGCUCUGUUCCUGAAGCUGCAGAAGCGAGUGACAGAGCUGGAGCAGGAGAAACAGGGGCUUCAAAACGAGCUGGACCGCAGAGAGGAGCAGUUUCAGCGGGCUAGAGCCAGGGAUGAUGAAGAGCAUAAGAAAGCUCGCAGCGCAGAACUGGAAUAUGAAUCUCUCAAGCGUCAGGAGCUUGAAUCAGAGAAUAAGAAGCUGAAGCAUAAUCUGAAUGAGAUACGUCAGUCUCUGAUGGGCAACACCGGCGCUGUUUCGGCCGCCCCCGGAUCGCCUGCUUACAAGGUUUUGCUGGAUCAAUUAAACGCCUCCAACGAGGAGCUGGAGGUCCGAAAGGAGGAAGUGCUCAUCCUCCGCUCUCAACUGGUCAGCCAGAAAGAAGCUAUGCAGCACAAGGAUGAGAAGGAGACCAUGACUGAGCCGCUGCAUUAUGUGGAGGACGUGCAGAAGCUCACUGAUGCUAAAGAGAUCUCUCAGGCUUACAUGGGCCUCAAGGACACCAACAGAUCGCCCAGGUUUCUGCGCAGGCCGCUCGAGGUGAACGAGCUGGUGAAUAGGCUGAGAUCACCUCUCCCUGACAUGCGUAAGAUGAAUGAGGAUGGAGAGCUGUGGCUGGUGUAUGAAGGCUUGAAGGAGACCAACAGGUUAUUGGAGUCUCAGCUGCAGGCUCAGAGGCGUUCUCACGAGUCAGAGUUGGAGGCUUUGCGUGGAGAGCUGCAGAGCGUGAAGGAGGAGAACAAUCGGCAGCAGCAGCUCCUCGCUCAGAACCUGCAGCUCCCACCAGAGGCUCGCAUAGAGGCCAGCCUGCAGCACGAAAUCACACGACUGACUAACGAGAACCUGGUGAAUCCCACUGAGGACCCUAAAGCCUACAGAAUCAGCGUUCUGCGGAGGAUGAUUGACCUCAUGGAGCAGCUGGAGAAGCAGGAUAAGACGGUCCGAAAACUGAAGAAGCAGCUCAAAGUGUUCGCUAAGAAGAUAAACGACCUGGAAGGUGGUCAGAUCGAGAACGUGUCUCCGGGUCAGAUGGCGGAUGAGCCGAUCCGUCCAGUCAGCAUUCCACGCAGAGAGAAGGAUUUCCAGGGAAUGCUGGAAUACAAGAAGGAGGACGAGCUCAAGCUGGUCAAGAACCUCAUCCUGGAGCUUAAGCCGCGUGGUGUAGCAGUGAAUCUGAUUCCCGGUUUGCCGGCCUACAUCCUCUUCAUGUGUCUCCGGCACGCCGAUUACAUCAACGAUGACCAGAAAGUCCGAUCACUCCUCACCUCCACCAUCAACAGCAUCAAGAAGAUCCUCAAAAAAAGAGGUGAUGACUUUGAGACGGUGUCGUUCUGGCUGGCCAACACUUGCCGCUUCCUGCACUGUCUGAAACAGUACAGCGGAGACGAGCAAUUUAUGAAGUAUAACAGUCCUAAGCAGAACGAGCACUGUCUGAGUAAUUUUGACCUGGCCGAGUACAGGCAGGUUCUGAGUGACCUGGCCAUUCAGAUUUAUCAGCAGCUCAUUAAGUGCAUGGAGAACAUCCUGCAGCCCAUGAUUGUCUCUGGUAUGCUGGAGCAUGAGACAAUCCAGGGAGUGUCCGGCGUGAAGCCGACGGGUCUGCGGAAGCGGACGUCCAGCAUUGCAGACGAAGGGACCUACACACUGGACUCCAUCAUCAGACAGCUCAACUCCUUCCACUCCAUUAUGUGCCAGCAUGGCACUGACCCCGAGCUCAUCAAACAGGUGGUCAAACAGCAGUUCUACAUCAUCGGUGCGGUCACUCUCAACAACCUGCUGCUACGGAAGGACAUGUGCUCAUGGAGCAAGGGCAUGCAGAUCAGGUAUAAUGUGAGCCAGCUGGAGGAGUGGCUGAGGGACAAGAACCUGAUGGUGUGUGGAGCGAAGGAGACACUGGAGCCUCUGAUCCAGGCCGCUCAGCUGCUGCAGGUCAAGAAGAAGACCGACGAGGACGCAGAGGCCAUCUGCUCCAUGUGCAACGCUCUUACUACUGCUCAGAUUGUGAAGGUGCUGAACCUGUACACACCUGUCAAUGCAUUUGAAGAGAGAGUGUCGGUAACAUUCAUACGAACCAUACAGAAUCGCCUGCGGGAUCGGAAGGAAUCACCGCAGCUUCUCCUUGACACCAAAAUAAUCUACCCGGUCACCUUCCCCUUCAACCCCUCCUCUCUGGCCCUGGAGACCAUCCAAAUCCCUGGCAGCCUCAACCUGGCCUUCCUCACCCGCGUGUAGAAACCUGCCAAUCACGCCGCCUCGGCCAAUCACGUCAGGAGAAAGAUGAAGAAUAAAUAAUAAAAAAGGAACACAAAUGAAUAUCACACCCUCAAAGAGAAUGCAGUGGUACAGACUUCAUAUCACGUCACUGAUCUGUCCAGAACAGAUCGUCCUCAUACACAAACACAUCCCUCUGUUCUCGUUCGUCCAGCACUGGAAGAUUGCAAGGAAGAGCUUCAGUGGCUUGAGAUGACCGAUAGGAAUGUACCAUUUUUAAAAAAUCACUUCCUCCGGUUGGGUUCAUCACGAAUGCACUCUUCAGAACAGUACCUGUACCAUGUAUCACUGCAUAGCUAUAUAAGAGUAUGUAUCAUGCUAGAAAGUUUUAUUUAUUGCUUUAACCCAUUCUCUGCUUUAGAUAAUUCCCCCCGAACUCAAACACAGAUACGCGGCUGUUUCCAUAUCCGGGACGGUCCGAUCUUAAAUCGUCAGGAAGUGAAAUAGUAUGUAAACUCUAGUCCUCUAUUUGCAGUGUCCAUAUCAGAUGAAUAAUGUAGAAUAAUUUUUUAAAAAGGCGCUACAGUAAGUCUGCUUUCGAUGUAGAUGUUUAUUUGUUCGUAGGCCGUGUGAACAGUGGCUUUUAGUUUUUAGCGUACGUAGCUAGUUGUGUCUCACGUCACUUGGCGCUUGAUGAUGUCACGCACACCUGCACCGCUUUGAAGUCAAGAGCCUCCGCUCCUCGUCACACGUCCUUCACGUCUCUUCAUCUCAAGCUUGGAAAACACAGGUGAGAGGUGUGCGAGUGGUGCGGAGGUCUUCAAAUCCAGGCCUUGAGUCCAGUUUUCGGGUCCUGGAUUUUGUAAUUACAGUGAAAGGCUUGGAAACUGGAUUUAAGGUCUGGACUUGAAGACCUCUGGAGCUCUACAGACAUGUGACUGAAAAUUUUACAGCUGUCAGGAGAGUUUUGGAGAGUUCUAGAGCAGUGCUUCCCAAUCCAAUCCUGAGGGAUGACCAGAUGGUCCACUUUUUACUGUAUCCCAACUCACAGCACACCUGUACCAGGUAUCACACCUGAUCUAGGGAAGUUUGACUGGAAAUUUUAGAGUGCUCUCCGAGUUGUGGAGAGUUCUAGAGCAGUGUUUCCCAAUCCAGUCCUAAGAGACCACCAGAUGGUCCACUUUUUACUGUAUCCCAGCUCCUACCACACCUGUACCAGGUAUUCAUUCUUGAAUGCUUGAUCUAGAGAAGUUUGACUGAAAAUUUUGGAGUGGUCACUGAGUUAUGGAAAGUUCUAGAGCAGUGUUUCCCAAUCCAGUACUGAAGGACCACCAGACGGUCCAAUUUUUGCUUUAUCCUAACUCCCAGCACACCUGUACCAGGUAUUCAGUUCUUGAUUGCUUGGUCUACAGAUGUUUUAGUGGAAAUUUUGCAGCUGUUAUUGAAUUCUAGAGAGUUCUAGAAUGGUUCCUAAUCCAGUCCUUAGGUGUUUUGCACACCAGAACCUUUCUUAUUGGCUCUUUCAGCUCCCAGCACACCUGAUCCAAAUGCUAAAGAGCUGCAUACCUGGCUCAGGUGUGCUGGGAACUGCUAAGAAGUUACCUAUCUGGGGUUCCCUGAGGACGAGACUGGGUAAUGCUGCUCUAGAAGUUCUCCAGAACACAGUGACUGCAAAAAAUUUCAAACUUCUUCAGAGCUAGAACACUAUACUGAUCAUGUAUUCUCUAGUAAACACCAACAAACCCAAACGUUGGGUUGGUGUUUCAUACCUGUGGCUGUUGGAGAGUCUCCAGAGCACAGGUUCUUCAAAUCUGGAGCUUAAAUAGAGCAGUCCUGAAUUUUGGAAUCGCUCAACUGUUGGUGGAACUGAUUGGCCACUUAGUGUCAUAUCAACCAGCGAUUUAGAAAAUCCAGAACUGGAAACUGGACUCAUAGUCCAGAUUUGAAGACCUUUGUCCCCUGAAUAUCACAAAGCCUGUUCUCAAGUAAACACAGAUGUCAGAUUGAUUGUGUUAGAUCUGUGUGCUUGUUAGAGAGUCUCUAGAUCUAGGCUUUCCAGAUCUUCUCCUGAACAUCUUAAAGUCACCAGCUCUCAAAGUCACAUUUUGGAUGAGCCUGUAUUUUCCAACAAACAUAAAUAAACCAAACUGCUGGGUUGGUGUAUCAUGUUGGAGAGUCUCUAGAAAGUUCUCCUCGAUUCGCACUUGUUCAUUUGGCUUGUCAGUUGUUGGUGUUUGUCAGAAUGGCUUGUCUGGCUGUAAAGUUUCUCCACAUCCUGUGCCAAGCCGGAGUCUCGAAUGCACGAAAGUGCACACUCGCUAGCUGACAUGUACCUGUGCACUACUGAACUACUGAACGACAGGAGUGGAGGCUCCGUCUCUUUCAGCCUCCAGACGCUUCCUUCAGUAUUACCAGGUUUUAAAACCUAAAACACUGUUGCUUCAACAGCAUGCUAUGUUAAAUAAUAAAUUGGGUGAUAUUAAUGGGCAGGGCUCUAUUCUCGUUUACUCUUUUGUUUGUUUAUGUUUU